Messenger RNA from Caenorhabditis briggsae, 990 nucleotides. The transcript has 5 exons. Bases 1 to 990 code for a protein of 329 amino acids. The record is from RefSeq and is a predicted model, not a curated record. Lineage: Eukaryota; Metazoa; Nematoda; Chromadorea; Rhabditida; Rhabditidae.
AUGCCGUUCUUGGGUAGCACCGCACAAUCCGCUUCUAACUUCUUUACGUUGCCGUUCAGAAAGAAGAAACAAAGGUACACUAUCAACCCACCCGAGGAAUCAUACAAUGUCAUCUAUCUGGGAAACGUUCUAACAAUCAUGGCACGUGGAGAGAAUUGCUAUGAGAAGCCGUUGUCGCUGAUCUGGAAGGCGUAUUGCUCACGAGCUCGAGGCGACCUAGGAAUGAACUUGGAGAUUACUAGAUCGGGAUUGAAAGCAGAGACAAAACAACAGGGAUUGACAGAGUACUGGGCUCAUCGCAUCACGUUCAGUGGGGCUCCACCAGAGUAUCCGAAGGUGUUCUGCUGGAUUUACAAGCACGAUGGGAAGAGACUAAAACCAGAGCUUCGAUGUCACGCGGUGUUGUGCAAGAAGAGCGCGGAGCCAGGAAUCAUCAACACACGCCUUCAAAGCUUCCUUGCCGCGGCUCUCCAGGAGUAUAAACGAGAGAAGCUCUCAGCCCAGAACGCUCGUCUCACCGGAUCCGCUGGAUGCCCACGUCGCAAGCUCAUUCUUCAGACUGGAACUCUCAAUUUCCGCCCACCAGUGAGCCGAUCAAAGUCAGCACCUCGUCUGGGCAGUAUUGACGAAGAACAAGAGGAGGAAGAAGAACCGUUCGCCUCUGACGACAACGAAUCAGUGUGUUAUCGCGCGGCGCCGGAUGUAGACUCCAACUCAUCGUUCCCAGUCAGCGACACCUACAAGUCAGAAGCGGGACCAAGCAGUUCGUCAACAACCGGAUCCAGCUCGGUGUGCUCUGAUGAUGAGCGGGCGACGCUUCGUUUGCCGAGAACUGAUCCUGAUAGUCUUUCGGAAGAGAGCGGCUAUCACGAGGAAGGCAAACUCGCGCGUGAGUCCAGCGAGGAGAUCUACGCCUCAGACAGCGACCUGGUGAUCCUCGAAGAAGACUACGAGGACGACGACGAGGUCGAACAAGUGACGUCGCUCUAA